Messenger RNA from Paramecium tetraurelia, 974 nucleotides. RefSeq lists its product as uncharacterized. The record is from RefSeq and is a predicted model, not a curated record. Lineage: Eukaryota; Ciliophora; Oligohymenophorea; Peniculida; Parameciidae. The transcript is spliced from 6 exons.
CAAUUACUACUCAUUAUAGAAUCUAUUAGGAGAAACAUAAACAUUACUAAUUAAAAUUAAGUAGAUAAGUAAGAUUCUACCAUAUGUCUGAUAUGUUAUUUUAUUAUUUUAGAAUAGGAACCCAAAAAUUAAACAUGUUAGCCAAUAAGAAUUAUCAACAUGUAUUUCGAAUGAAAAGUUUUGUGUCACUAGAGGAACUGGUUACUAAGCUACAAAUUAGGCUUGUUGUAUUACUUCAUCAAGUGGAUUACUUUAUGAAUGGUUUUCUUACUGCUCUCUUAAAAUUGAUUGCUGAAGAAGAAUGCAUCAAUUAUUUGACCAAAUUUACAGCUAAAAAAGGUACUUUGAUUGAAUCUGCUUGCACAACCGCUUUGAAUGGAACCGUCAGCUCUUGGAACUCUGAACUACAAAAAUAUUUUGGUGGAAAUUCUCACCUUGAUUGCCAACUUAAGAAACCUGUUUAUACGCAAGAAUCUAAAAUUGCGUAUAAAGGAUGUGGAACAUGUAGUUUGAUGACUGGUUAUGCAUCUGCAAAUAUUGAUUAAAAUUCUUAUUACAUCACUAGAGAUAGAUGUCAUUGGCAUAAAAAUACAACUACAAAUUCAACAUCAUGCAUGAUUCAUGAUUCAUACAGCUUCCACUAAAUUUUCAACUGGGAUAAGAAGAUAUAAUAAAUUUGUGCAGUUCACACAGGAAUUUGUCAAGCAAUUGAUCCAUUGGCAUUAACUAACGAUGAUUGCUUCUUGAUUACUGGCUACACAUAUAUAUGGAACACUUCAGAUAAUAAAUGUGGAGUCUGUGCAACUGAUAAUCAAGUUAAUAAUCCCGCAAACAACAACAGCAACUAAACAGUUAAUAAUACUAGUACAGAUUCAGGGUAUCUUUUUGGAGAAACCAUAAUUAUUGUUGGAUAUCUCAUAUCUUGAAGUGAUUAAUAUAAGAAAUGUAUAUUCAAAUAAUGAUAAAAUAUCUUC